This is a messenger RNA of Scleropages formosus (Asian bonytongue), 3450 nucleotides long. Its product is annotated as RING finger protein 145. Gene Ontology annotation, cellular component: endomembrane system. Gene Ontology annotation, biological process: ERAD pathway; proteasome-mediated ubiquitin-dependent protein catabolic process. Gene Ontology annotation, molecular function: zinc ion binding; ubiquitin protein ligase activity. Bases 364 to 2889 code for a protein of 841 amino acids. NCBI's taxonomy places the organism in Eukaryota, Metazoa, Chordata, Actinopteri, Osteoglossiformes, Osteoglossidae. The record is from RefSeq and is a predicted model, not a curated record. The transcript is spliced from 11 exons.
CCCGGAUGUGGUCGCAGCGGUGCGAACGGCAGCCGUCGGACGUGCGGUAGAAGGAGUUGCGGUAGUUUGCGAACAUCGUAUUUUGUCUUCUUAAAACGGGUUAAUGCGGUGCGCGUUAUGCCGCCAGAGCGACUGUAAAACGAGCGGCUUGGCGAACGUGACGGCAGCGUCUGUUUUGGGGCCGCACACUGGUGCUGGAAAUGAUGGUGCUGCUCCACCCUGCCUGGAGGGGUACCAGGUGACCAGCUGGGACGUGGCUCCCAGCAGCACUGAAGCAGAGCACAGCUGGAGUAGCUGUGGACCGAGCUGUGUGACCAUGUGACACAGAUAUACACACACUGACACAGACACACACACACGUACAUGCGUGGACCCCUGCGGACCAUGGCUCGCCUGGAGGAUGUGGCAAAUGUGGCGCUGCGGGUGCCCAGCAUACUGGUGCUGGACCUGCUCUACAAGUGUGAUGUGGAGAGCUUCACGGAGCAGCUCAGGGCCAGAAACGACGACAUGCUGUUCAAAUACAAAUAUGUCGUCUGGAACGUGUAUUAUCUCGGUCACCUGGCCAGCGUGGUUGUGCUUGCGCUGCCCCUGAGACACAUAGUGCGACUCUACCUGUACGUUCUUACGGCCCUGCUGCUCUAUGUGGGACACCAGAUCUCCAGAGAUUACGUGCGCGGAGAGGUGCAUUCUGGAUACGAGGGAGCUAUUUAUCUGGAUUCUAUGGCUUUCAACCGUUUUGUCAGUGCUCUAACAAGUCAGAUCAUCCUCAGCACGCUGUGUGCCUUCCUGAUGAAGAGCCGACAGGUAUGGCUCUUCUCAGCUCACCUGCUGCCGCUCUUUGCCCGCCUGUGUGCCGUGUCUCACGGCACGCUGCUCAUGGUCAGCUCCUUUGCCACGGUUCUCACGGGCGUUGAGGUGGCCGUGUUUCUGCUCUCCAACCUGUUUGUGCCCUAUCAGCUGGCACGGGCCGCCUACCGGGAGGUCCAGCAGCUGGAGGCCCUUGAGCUGUACAGGCUGCUUGCGCUGGGAAUCUCUCUGUGGAACCAGCUUGCAGUCCCCACGCUCUUCAGUGUCUUCUGGGUUGUGCUCUUCCUGGUGCAGCUCUACUCCUAUGCAACUGCCAGCAAUAACUUUGUCAGCCACCAGGGAGUGCUGUUUUUAUUUCUCACCAGUGUGUCUGAGUGCUGCGCCACUCCCUACUCCCUGCUGGGCCUGACAUUUGUGGUUUCCUACCUGGCUCUGGGCCUGCUCAACCUCUGCAAGUUCUACCUGGGGGGGUUCGCUGCUGUGCAGAACGAGAAUGUCAUGCAUAGAGGUGUGACAGAGGGGGUCACGCUACUGCUCCUGGCUCUUCAGACUGGCCUCCUGGACAUGCAGGUUUUGCAGCGCACCUUCCUCCUCAGCAUCAUCCUCUUCAUUGUGGUCACCUCCACUCUGCAGUCUAUGAUUGAGAUCACUGACCCAGUCAUCUUGGCUCUGGGAGCAUCCCGCAGUAGGUGCCUGUGGAAACACUGUCGAGGCCUCAGCAUGUGCCUCUUUCUGCUGGCCUUUCCCGGCUUCAUGGCCUACAAAAUCUGCCAGUUCUUCCACAUGGACUUCUGGCUGCUCAUCCUUGUGUCCAGCUGCAUGCUCACGUCACUCCAGGUGACAGGCACGUUGCUCAUUUACUCACUAUUUAUGGUGGAGCUGGUGCGACAGGACCCCAUUGAGAGCCUGGACGAGGUCAUCUACUGUGUGAACGCGGUGAGCCGUGUGCUGGAGUUCCUAGUGGCGCUUUGCGUCGUGGCGUACGGCACGUGGGAGUCCCUUUUCGGUGAAUGGAGCUGGAUGGGCGCCUCCGUGAUAAUCAUCCACUCCUACUUCAACGUGUGGCUCCGUGCCCAGUCUGGCUGGAGGAGCUUCCUACUGCGCCGUGAGGCGGCAAAGAAGAUCAACUCCCUGCCACGUGCCUCUGACGAGCAGCUGCGGCGCCACAGUGACGUCUGUGCCAUCUGCUUCCAGGAGAUGAGCUCGGCUGUGGUGACACACUGCGGACACUUCUUCCAUGGAAACUGUCUCCGCAAGUGGCUUUAUGUGCAGGAGAGCUGCCCCAUGUGCCACCAGCCUGUGAAGCCCAGUGUGUCCCCCCAGGGUGGUGGGCCAGAGCCAGCUGGGACGGGGAGGAGGCCUGUGGGGGAGCAAAGCAGUCGUGCCCCCAGCGUGGAAUCUGUGGAAGAAGGAGCUCAUGAACAGUCCCCCCCUGACUCUGAAGGUCAACCCACACAGGAGGAGGACAGGGAGGAAGAUGCCAGCGCGGCACAAGAUGGGGGUUUAUUGGGGUGCCUGUCAUCAGGCUGCUGUGUCGGCACUGGUGGCGACUGGCUGGGUUCCGCGAGCCCGCACUCUGAAGCAGACCACACGGUUGACUUGAAGUCAGAGGGCUGGGAAAGGAGAAGCACCUUAAGCCCCCAACCUGCCUCCGACUUCCUCCACGACGCACACCCUGAGAAAGGCUAUGGAUGCACUGUUGGGAAAAUGGCACCGCAAAGAACAUCGCUGUGUUCCAACAACGGUUCAGUGAGGCAGGGCGGUGUGGUAGACCAUACUGACAGAUCAGACUGUGACCAGGAGAGUCAAGCUUUGACUUGUAGGCAUGACCUCGUGGAAGAUCCCUUUACCUUUAGCAAGGAGGAGGGUGCAGCACUGGGCCAGGCUGAGCUCCGCCCACACAGACAGCUUGAGCAGAACUCGCUGGAUCAUGAGCACAUUGGGGAACACUACCAAACUGACUGGUGUGGCCAGCAGCAGCCCUACUAUGCUGUACAUGAGGAGGACUUGGAGGCCCUGGUUCUCAGUGCUGGCAGUGCAGGAGGAGAGGUGGCCGUAAGCGAGGGCCGCCCUGCCUCGUAGCCAGAGGAACAGGCUCCCUGUGCAGCCAGCCAGCCCCCCUGUCCUAUGUGUGGCAGAACAACCGCACUGCCUUUGUCUGGAAGAUGAUAAACUCCAGCCAUCUGCUAUAAAAAAGGUGUUAACUAGUCCAAAAAGGUACAUAAUGCAGACCAAAAAUAGUUACCUGAAAGCAAACUUGGUGAAAAAUGAAUAAAAAAUGUGGACAUGUGCAAUUAAAAUAUCUCUGUAGAGUCAUUAAGUGUAUUCUGAUGAUGUUCAUCUUGAUCUACAUUGGAAGGAAAUGGCACAUUCAAAUUUAUGGUUCUAUUGGGCCUCUGGUUGUUCUGUGUAUUUUUCACUUUACAGGUUUUGUUCACUUUCUCACAGGUAACAUGCUGGUUCUGUGGUCAUUCUUGUUGCAGUUAUGCAGAGGAAACAUGCUACUGUGGUAAGGCAGGGUAAACGAAAAGGCUGUGCUACACUUCAUGUUCUCAGUGUUUUCUGUUGCCCUUCUGAGUGGCUGUUUAAGGGAGAGUGGUUAGAGCUCUCUAAGGGUCCCUUUGCGAAACGGAGCUCGUGGCC